AUGAAAAUUCAUUACAAUACUGAUAUGAAACAUCCGCCAGCAUCAUUUGCACAAGCUCGCAUUUGGCUUGAUGAACGAAUUCGAUUCGAUCCAGAGAAACCACAAGUAGCAAUCUAUAAUAUGCCUUUUGUUUAUCGUCUGCAACAAGGUUCUACAUUAUCAAUUACACAACUUCGUCAUGCUCUUCAUCUCACUGUUAACAAACAUCUCUCACUUCACACAUCACUUCAUUUUGACAUCCACAAGAAUCUACUUAUGCAACGAGUUAUUACUCAUGAAGAUGAACAUAAUAAUAAGAUGUUUUCAAUCAUUGAAACUACCUAUGAAACAGAUGAACAAUUAAAUGGAAUUUUACACGACGAGAAACGUAAUGCUCGUCUUUUUGAUCUUGGUCAAGGUCUUGGCUUUCGAUGUCACAUCAUUUACUAUCAACAAAUCUCUUCAAAUCAUCUUCUUUCUCAUAAAGAUGUACUCAUCUUCAAUUUUCAUCAUGCUUUGUUUGACUUUCCAUCGAUGGAAGUGUUUCAUCAUGAUCUUAAUCAAGCAUAUACAACAGGUCAACUAUUAUAUGAUGACAACACUAAUCUUCGUUAUCUUGAUUAUGCUGUUAUUGAACAACAAAUGUCAAUGACUGGUGCAAGUAUGUUUUGGCUUGAUGUUCUUCAUGAUUGUAAACUUGAUCAACCUUUGUCAUUACCAUUUGAUCGAUAUCGUCUCUCAAAUGAACAUCGAACUGGUCGUGGAACAUCUGUUUCUUUUGAUUUUGGUCAAGAUCUCUCACAUGACUUUCUUAUCCAUACAUCAGCAAAUAGCAUAUCACUGGAACAACUUGCACUUGCUACUUAUUAUGUGUUUUUAUUCAGAUUAACGAAUGGAGAAAAAGAUUUGUGCAUUGGAAUAAAUACCCAUGGUCGAUAUAGAGAUGAACUUAACUCUAUCAUUGGAAUGUUUGUGAAUGCAAUACCAUUACGAUGUCAACUCGAUCCUCAUUUAUCAUUUCAUGAACUUACUAAACACGUACGAGAUAUUAUGAUAAACUAUAUUAAAUACUCAUAUUUUCCUCUUCAACGUAUUCUCAAUCAACAUCCCAAUAUAUCAAAUCCUGUAUUUCUUGACACAUCAUUCGAAUUUCUAUCAUCUAUGACAAAAGAUGAAGAGAAUGAAAUAAUGAUUGGUGGUUGUCGACUUUCUUUACUGCCUUAUUCGAUUCAGAUUAGUGAAGAUGAAAUAAUGAGCAAAUUUGAUUUUAUUCUUAGUUUUGAACAUGAUCUGAUUCGAAAUGAGUUGUCAUGCACCAUCAAUGCAUCACUUGAUUUAUUUAAUGCUGAAACAGUUUGUAUAAUUGCACAAAGAUUACAGACAAUGUUACAUCAACAAUUCACAUCUUUCGACUGUACAACAAACAAGCCAAUCUGUGAAUUAUCAUUAGCAUUAUCAAAUGAACAAUAUCUAAUGCAAUCAAUGAAUAAUACACAAAUAUCAUUUUCAUCUCCUCUUACUUGUAUUCAUCAUGAGUUUGUAUAUCAAGUAAUGAAACAUCCACAGAAGUUAGCAGUUGAACUAGAUGAACAAUCAUUGACGUAUUGUGAACUUUUGUAUUAUGUUCAAGUGUUAUCUUUAACUCUUCUUAAUGAGUAUCAUAUCACUCCAGGUGAGGUCGUUUGUCAAUGUGUUGAGCGAAGUAUGUCAAUGGUGGUUGGUAUAAUGGCAAUUGAAAUGGCUGGUGGUGUUUAUUGUCCCUUGUCACCUCGAGAUCCACAACAUCGUUUACAUGCUCUUAUAAAACAAACACGCAGUCGUCUGGUUUUAGUUCAUCUUUUAACGAAGACCAAGUUUCAUGAUGAUUGUAUUGUACUUGAUAUUAGUUUAAUACUAAAUGUUAAUAAUAUGGAUAGUGACAUAAAUUAUAAUUGCCUUUCAAAUGUGAAAGUGAAAGGCAAAGAAAUAGCCUACAUUAUUUUCACUAGUGGAUCAACUGGAACACCUAAAGUGGUUCAAGUUCGACAUAAGAACUUUAUUGGUUUACAAAUAGCACGAUGCUCAUUUGAUAUUCAUGUUCAAGAAAUCCUUGGCACAUUGUUAGUUGGAGGCACAUUGAUUAUGCUUCAUCCAGGUGGAACUAUUGAUCUCAAUUAUUUAUCCGAAGUCUUAGGGAACAAACAAAUCACAUAUCUAAAAGCUGUGCCAAGUUUACUACACAUAUUCUUCACUUUUAUUCAACAGAGCAAGAACAUAAAUGCUGUGAAAUAUCUGCGCUCACUUUGCAGUGGCGGUGAGGCUUUUUCCGUUCAUUUGGUUGGCUUAAUAAUGAACAUCGGUAAAGUAAACUGUAUUGUAUGGAAUCUGUACGGUCCAGCAGAAGCAACCAUAGAUUGUACAGUUCGCCGUGUAAGUAUCAGAAAUAAUACACAGAGCAUUCCUAUUGGCACACCACUUUCUAAUUACCGAUGUAUGGUCAUAAAUCAAUAUUUACAACCAUCUGUUACAUGUCGAGAAGGCGAGCUGCUUGUGGGAGGAGGAGGUGUCUUUGCUGGUUAUCUUGGUCGUGAUGAUCUAACUGCAAAAGCUCUUGUUGAAAUAGAUGAUGAAUUAUUUUAUCGAACAGGUGAUCUUGUUAAAAUAGAUAACAAAGGUCUUCUUCAUUAUCAAGGAAGAAAAGAUCAUCAGAUCAAAUUACAUGGACAAAGAAUUGAACUUGGUGAAAUCGAACGAUGUUUACUUAACAUUACAUCCAUCUCUACUUGUGUUGUCAUGAAAUAUAAUGAAGAUCAUCUAGUCGCUUAUGUUCAAUCAUCUCAUAUCAAUGAAGAAGAACUACGUAAACAUUGUCAAUCUCAUCUUCCACCACACAUGAUACCAUCUUUCUUUAUCAUACUCAAUACAUUACCUUUGAAUGCUAAUGGAAAAGUAGACAGAAAACAACUUCCUUCACCUCAAUUUUCUUUAUCGACUUUGUUAUCGUCCGAUAAAUCUGAUACUCCUCUUAAUCAGCUCGAACAACGUAUACACACUAUUUGGUGUCAAGUUCUUCAUUGUAAUCAAAAUCACAUUUCUAGAACUACCAGUUUUUUUAGUGUUGGUGGUCAUUCACUAUUAUUUAUUGAACUUUAUCAUCAUUAUCAAUCAGUAUUUAACUUUGAUACUCAUACACUUUCGAUUGCUCCAUUUCUCCAACAACCAACUAUUUUUCAACAUUCACAAUUACUUCAAACAGUUAUAAUGAAUAAUACCAAGCCAACACAAUGGUAUACCUUACAUAUAAAUGAAGGUAUUGCCUCUUUUGCUCAAGAACGUAUCUUUCUUGAUGAACAAGUACGUUUUUCGGGUGAUAUUGCUAUCUACAAUGAACUGACGACUUCACAAAUUGUUGAAGGAUCACUGUCAUUCAAUCGUUUAUUACAAGCAUUUCGAUUUGUUUUGAAUAAACAUAAAGUAUUACGUACAUCUCUUAUGUUUAACAAUGAUAAUAGUAGUUUGAAACAAUGCAUCACAAAUAUACAUAAAAAAUUCACAAUAACUAUGAAUCAAACAUUUGAAAAUGACAAUGAACUUCAAGACAUUAUUUAUCAAACAACUAUUAAUCCAAAUCUCUUUGAUUUAUCAACGGGUCAUGUUUUUCAUGCUGAAAUUCUGAAACAUCAAAUACCUUUAAAUGAAAAUGGAAAUGAAAAUGGUAGCAAUGAGUUCAUAACUAAUUCUGAUGUUCUUCUCAUUGCUUUUCAUCAUGCAGCAUUUGAUCGAGCAAGUCGUUCAAUCUUUUUCAAUGAUCUAUGUUUAGCUUAUAAUACUAAUGCAACAUCAAUAGAAGAUGAUGAUGAAUCAUUGCAAUAUAUUGAUUAUAGUAUGCAUGAACGUCUAACUGAUAUGACAACAUCUCGUGAAUUUUGGUAUUUACAAUUAGAAGGGUACAAUUUCGGCUCUCGACUAUUAUUACCAGUUGAUCGGCAUCAUUUGUCUAACGAUCACCGAUCGAGUUCUGCUUCUAUCACUCAAAUCUCGUUUGACAACGAGAUUUCACAAUCAUUUCUUGAUUAUGCUUCUAUCCAUCAUGCAACACUAUUUCAGUUAGGUCUGAGUAUCCUAUAUGCUUUUCUUUUCAAGCUAACUCAUGGUGAAAAUGAUUUGUGUAUUUCUUGUCUUAAUGCUAAUCGAUACAAAACUGAAUUGCAGAAUAUAAUGGGAAUGUUUGUUUCGACACUACCACAUCGUAUUCAACUUGAUCCUCAUUGGUCAUUUGAUGAUCUUGUUAAAUAUGUGCAAGAAAAAUGUUUAUCAAUACUUGAACAUUCACAUUAUCCACUUCAACGUAUUCUUGCUAAUUUACAUAUUAAUCAAUCAAAUAUUUCAUUUCUCGAAACAAUGUAUGACUUUAUCACUUUAUCGUCACAUAGCGAUGAAUUAUCUUUGAAUGAUGCAAGUUUCAAGCAAGUGUCGUUCGAGCAAUCGUUUGAAGUGGCUAAGUUUGAUUUUAUGCUGACAUUUAUCUAUAAUCCAAUAUUGGAAAAUAAUCGAUUAUCAUUUCGUUUAACUUGUUCACGUGAUUUGUUUGAUGAGAUUACGGUUACAAAUAUAGGUCGAAGAUUAGAAUAUUGUUUUCAACAACUGUUUUCAUCGAAUCAAACUAUUAAUCAAAUUGAUACAAGUUUUACAUUUGUAUCGAAAAUUAAUCUCAUAUUACCAGAAGAAACUCAAGAAAUGGAAGAUGUUAUCUUUUGUCGACAAUCACAUAUUAUAAACGAAGUUCAAGUGUUAGCACCACUAGAACAUUCAAAAGAAAAUGUAGCUGACGCCGUAUCAAAAACACCAUGGCGUCUUAUCUCAUUUGCCUGUUUAUUUCAAGUUUCUUAUGAAUAA
Messenger RNA from Adineta steineri, 4854 nucleotides. The record is from the annotation of a GenBank genome assembly. NCBI's taxonomy places the organism in Eukaryota, Metazoa, Rotifera, Eurotatoria, Adinetida, Adinetidae.